Molecule: messenger RNA, 1419 nt
Organism: Caenorhabditis angaria
Lineage: Eukaryota; Metazoa; Nematoda; Chromadorea; Rhabditida; Rhabditidae
Source: the annotation of a GenBank genome assembly
AUGGUUUUUUUGAGUAUAAUGUUUGGAUUCGAAUUCUCAUGGUUUCAUUAUUCAUUGGAGGCUAUACUUAUUGCGACACUUAUAUUUAUGUUAAUGAAAAGUCGAAAACAGAAAAAGGAGAAAUUAUCGAAAAGAUUGACUGAAAAGGUGAGUCGUUUUUGAAAAUAAUGUUUGAAAAUCCUAUGAUAAUUAAUUCAUAAAAAUUAUUAUUUGUAGAAAAAAUUAUUGAACCCGAAUAAUAAAGUAAAAAAAAAAUAACAAUAUCUGAAUGAGCGGAAAAAAAUGUCACUGAAAAUUUAAAAAAAAACUUCCAUUCAUGAAUUUUCAGAACGAAUAGUAGCUGACUAGAAUUUUAAAAAACGAGAAAUGGAAAAUAAAAACCACGUGAAAAAUUCACCCAUUUUUAAUAGAAUUCAAAAUUUUUAAUUUAAAAAAAUUCACGUGAACUCGAUCACCAAUUUAAUUUCAUUUCCAAUUUUCUCCGAUUCCAAAACAUCUCUCAUUUACUUUUCAGCAAAAAGAUGAGUUGAUAGCUGAAUGGGAACCUGAACCACUGGUUCCAGAAACACCACAAGAUCAUCCGGUUUUGAAUCCGAAAUUUGCUGAUGGGUAAGCUAUUUGUUCCUCAUCAAAUUAUAAUUUCCCAAUAAUUUUCAGAAAAAUGACAAAAGAAGUUUCGAUUGAUGGAAAACAAUAUUUGAAUUUGGCAUCGACAAAUUUCCUGAGUUUCAUUGGUUUGAAAAGAAUCGAAGAACGCGCGAAAUCAACAAUUUUCAAAUAUGGAGUUGGUUCAUGUGGACCACGUGGUUUCUAUGGUACUGUAGAUGUUCAUUUGGAUUUGGAAAAAGAAUUGGCCAAUUUUAUGGGAUGCGAAGAAGCUGUUCUUUAUAGUUAUGGUUUUGCAACUGUUUCAAGUGCAAUUCCAGCUUAUGCCAAAAAAGGAGAUAUUAUUUUUGUUGAUGAAGGUUAGUUUUUUUCUUGAACUCAAAAAAAUUCAAAUUUAUUAUUUUCUCGAAUAAUAUUAUGUUAUGUUAACUAUUCCUUCCUAUUUUAGGAGUGAAUUUCGCGAUUCAAAAAGGAUUGCAAGCCUCUCGAAGCAGAAUCGAAUUCUUCAAACACAAUGAUAUGGAAGAUUUGGAAAGACUUUUGAAAGAGCAAGAUCAAAGAGAUCAAAAAGAUUUGAAAAAAGCGAAAAAUAUCCGAAGAUUUAUUGUUGUUGAAGGUCUUUAUGUAAAUCAUGCCGAUCUUUGUCCACUUUCCAAAAUUAUUGAAUUCAAAUGGAAAUACAAAGUUCGUGUAUUUAUUGAUGAAUCAUGGUCUUUUGGAGUUAUUGGAAAAACAGGAAGAGGUCAGUUGAAUUAUUUCAUUUUUUGUUUAUUAUUUACAAAACCCGCGUUAAUUAAUUAUUUCGAUACCUAA